Melampsora larici-populina 98AG31 is the source of this 2133-nucleotide messenger RNA. RefSeq lists its product as uncharacterized. The record is from RefSeq and is a predicted model, not a curated record. Gene Ontology annotation, biological process: phospholipid translocation. The transcript is spliced from 8 exons. Gene Ontology annotation, molecular function: ATPase-coupled intramembrane lipid carrier activity; nucleotide binding. NCBI's taxonomy places the organism in Eukaryota, Fungi, Basidiomycota, Pucciniomycetes, Pucciniales, Melampsoraceae. The coding region runs from base 1 to 2133 and encodes 710 amino acids. Gene Ontology annotation, cellular component: plasma membrane.
AUGGAUCUCUUUGAACAAUUCCGAAACGUCAUCUUUUUCCUAGUCUUAGUCAUCUUUCAAAACUUCCCCUUCUUUGGAGCCGCAACACCACAAGUGGCAAUGUUACCAUUACUAUUCAUUUUAUGUGUAACAGGAGCCAAUGAUUGUUUUGAAGAUUAUCAAAGAUAUAUGUUAGAUAACAGUGUGAAUAAUUCACCGUGUACAAGAUUAGGAGAUUGGCGAAAUGUUAAUGUACGUAGAUCAGGUGGAGGAUCAUGGUGGGAGAAUUUAGAUUGGCCAUGGGAAGCACAUGAUGUAGAUCAACAUGCCGAUUCAUCAAGUCAAUAUCGUAGUAAGGUGACUAAAGGAGUUCGAAAGUUACGGGAAAGGGAAAAAGGUACUUUUAAUACGGAUUUUUUAAGAGAAUUGAAUGACAAAAAUCAAGUAGGAGAUCAAGACGAUUCAGAUUCAGAUGAUGGAAAUCAAGGAGGUCAAAGUAGUUUUAAUCCAACUACUUCAUCAAUCCAAUCCAGAGGAAGAAAAUCAUCAUCAGAAGUCGUCGAUUAUUCAACCCCCACCUCAGGAACAACUAAAUGGGAAAGAACGCUAUGGAAAAAAUUAGAAGUAGGAGAUAUAUAUUGGACUCAAGACGAACGUGAAGGACGUGAACAUCCAGUAACUGAAGGACGUAAACUUGAAAAAGGAUCUGAGAAAAGAGAAGUGAUUGGGGUUAAUGAGAUGUUAUUGAGAGGUUGUACUUUGAGAAAUACUCAACGGGUUAUGGGUUUAGUGGUCUUUACUGGUAAAGAUACUAAAAUCAUGUUAGAUCAAGGUGAUACUCCUUCCAAGAAAGCCAAAAUCUCAGAUGAAACCAAUUAUGCUGUGAUCAUCAAUUUCGUCAUCUUGGUUUUACUCUGUGCUAUCAAUGCGAUUGGAGAUGGAAUCUAUUCAGGUAAUACGUCGACUAGUCCUUAUUAUUAUGAACAAAACGCAAGUAUCUUUUUGAUUGCUACAUUAGAUGCAUUGGUCACUUUCGGUGCAGCUUUGAUUCUGUUUCAAUCAAUUGUACCCAUCUCAUUGGUCAUCACUCUCGAAUUUGUUCGAACGAUCGAAGCUUUGACGAUUUUCAGAGAUAUCGAAAUGUACUAUGAACCCUCGAAUUGUCCAGCUGAACCUAAAUCAUCAAAUCUUUCAGAUGAUCUAGGUAUUGCUUAUGGAGAAGGCGUUACUGAUGCGAUGAGAGGAGCAGCUAAAAGAGGGGCUGAUCAUGAUCCAUCUGCAUUAGAUGAUCCGACUUUAGCUGCUACUCAUUUAGCUGAAUCUGAACUAAGGAUGAUUGAUUUGAUGAAUCGACAUUUUCGACAUCGAUAUUUAAAUUCCGAAAGUCUUACCUUGAUCUCACCAGGAUUAGUGGAAGAUAUGUUCAAUGAAGAUCUUGAAUCAGAAGAACAUCGGAUUAGAAUGAUUGAAUUUUGGACUUCACUUGCUUUAUGUCAUGAUGUGAACGCAGGUAAAAGUGAAGGUAAAAUCGAAUAUAAAGCUGAAAGUCCAGGUGAAGCAGCCUUAGUAGCAGCAGCAAGAGAUUUAGGAUUUGUGUUUGUGAAGAAAUUAGGUGACCAAUUAUAUUUAGAAAUCUUGGGCGUCAAACAAAAGUAUCAACUUUUGAAGAUUAUCGAAUUCAAUAGUUCUAGAAAACAAAUGAGUCAUUUGGUUAGAUGUCCGAAUGGAAAAAUCAAAUUGAUCUGUAAAGGUGCUGAUAGUAUUAUUAUGGCAAGAUUAAGAUCAGAUCAUGAGUUAGAAUAUGAAAAUCGAACGAAUGCCAAGUUUUAUAAUGAAAAACAGAAAAAGAAGAAUGGAAAACAUUCACAACAACAACAACAUCAACCGAUUAGAAGACUCAAUCUAGAUCUGAAAGUAACGACUUCAUCCGAUCCGAUGACAACACCUUUACCUACUGGGAUUGGAGAAAGGAUUAGAUUAGAUACUGGAUUCGAAUCACCACCCCCAUCACAUAUUCGAACUCGAACUAGAUCAUGGACAGAAGAAUCGACGAAUCAAGACCAAUCAUGUUGGAUUUGUUUACCUAAUCGGGGCUCGGGUUCCUCACCUCAUUAUCAUGAAUGGUUUGCAGCUUCGGAUCCUCAAUUCGGAUGA